This is a messenger RNA of Musa acuminata subsp. malaccensis (wild Malaysian banana), 1632 nucleotides long. NCBI's taxonomy places the organism in Eukaryota, Viridiplantae, Streptophyta, Magnoliopsida, Zingiberales, Musaceae. The record is from RefSeq and is a predicted model, not a curated record.
UUAUUUAUUUGAAGCCAAAGGAGACAGGAAAAGGUGGGAGAUGACUUGCACUUCUGUGCUGCUGCUGUUCCUGCUUUGUUCUUCCUGCUCCCCAGCGGCGGUAGUAGUGGCAUAUGGAAGCUGCGCUUCGCCGUCGCCAGAAGUGGAGGGCUCGCUCAUUAUCUCAUCUCCUCUCUUCCCAGCUUUAGCAACCUUCUGCUAUAUUUAGCACCUCUGGGCUUCCUGAUUCUUCCUGACUCCUCCAUCUCCGGCUUUAUCCUUAUCUUUCCUUUUGAAGCAACAUCUCAGAGGCGGGAUGGAAGAUCUGUUCAGCAUACAUCCGGGAAUACUGGGGGGAGGGGAGACGCCGGCAGUGGGUUUGGCGUCCAGCUGCCAGGGGACAAGCGAGGCGUCGGAGGUGACAGGAAGCAGCGGCGGCGGUGGGUCGGAUCUGACGGAUCUGAUCAAAGCUCAGAUCGCGAACCACCCUCGCUACCCCUCUCUUCUAUCCGCCUACAUCGAGUGUCAGAAGGUGGGGGCGCCGCCGGAGGUGGCGACGCUUUUGGAAGAGAUCGGGAGGGAGAGGUACUCCAGCAUGGGCGGUGGCGAGAUCGGAGCUGAUCCGGAGCUGGAUGAGUUCAUGGAAUCAUACUGUCAUGUAUUGGUCCGGUACAAGGAGGAGCUCCUGAAGCCCUUCGACGAGGCUGCUUCGUUCCUCAACGAUAUCGAGAUGCAGCUCACCAAACUAUGCAAAGGAUCCUCUUCUGCUGCUGCUGCCGCUGCCGCUGCCGCUGCCGCUGUCGCCGCUGCGGCCACCGGCAAUUCUCCUUCCGAGGAAAUGAUUGGAUCCUCUGAAGAACUAUGUUGUGGAGAUCUGGAAACAUCCGAAGGCCAGGAAUGCGGUUCACGCCUGGCCGACCAAGAAUUGAAGGAGAUGCUGCUGAAGAAGUAUAGUGGCUAUCUGAGCAAUCUGCGCAAGGAAUUCUUGAAGAAGAGGAAGAAGGGAAAGCUACCGAAGGAUGCACGGUUGAUGCUAUUAGACUGGUGGAACACUCACUACAGAUGGCCGUAUCCAACUGAAGAGGAGAAGGCAAAGCUAGCAGAGAAGACAGGCCUUGACCAGAAGCAAAUCAACAACUGGUUCAUCAACCAAAGAAAAAGACACUGGAAGCCGUCCGAUGACAUGCGAUACGCGCUGAUGGAGGGGGUGAGUGGUGGAUCCAGUGGGACCAUGUUGUACUUUGACAGGGGUGCAAUUGGUCCUUGAGCAAUUGGAUCCAGUUCACAAGCUUGUUUUGGGCCACUUGCAGCUGCUCAUGAUUCCUAUGUGAAAGAUGUUGCAUAGAAUUGCUAGCUAUGCAUUUAUCAUAGAGUGGAUAAUGGCUUAACUGGUAAAAGGCUAUAUCUGCCUUCUUUUUGGUUGUAUUGUGAUGUGUGUUCUGGUUAUCCCUGCUAAUUAAUGUACUCAUCUGUUUAUUGGCCUCAAAUAGUGUUGUUGAGGCCUGCUAAGUUUGGACUACUUGAAUGUUCAAAUCUAGAAAUUAUGAAGAGCUUGUAGACAGGGUUUCCUGUAUCUCUGUAUAUAUAUCAUGUGGCUAUCAGGUGGACUUUAAACUCAGCAAAGAGUUGCUUUGUUCAUGUGGCAUCAAACAA